Molecule: messenger RNA, 7445 nt
Organism: Haliotis rufescens (red abalone)
Lineage: Eukaryota; Metazoa; Mollusca; Gastropoda; Lepetellida; Haliotidae
Product: E3 ubiquitin-protein ligase TTC3-like
Exons: 37
Coding region: 37-5811 (1924 amino acids)
Molecular function (GO): protein binding
Source: RefSeq, a predicted model, not a curated record
UCGUCAACGCGAACAGAGAUAUUGAUUCCAAGCAACAUGAGUUAUCCCCCUUGUCCCGCCACGGACGCCAUCUUGCGAGAGAAUUUACUAACAGGAUAUGAAAGUUACAGAAGAUUAGCUGAUAGGGAAGAGCAUUAUCCGUCUAGCAGCGAAAUGAGCGACAUGGACGAUAUGCCGGAAUUGGUUGACUCCUCGGAGGGAGAGGAAGUCACCAAGUUGGCCACCAAUCUUGACUAUGUUAUGGCUUGGUUGACGAGUCGGAAGAAACAUCUUGUUGAACAUCACCACAGCAUCAGGAAGUGCACCUAUGGCCCACUGCUCUUUGGCUUCUCCAACAAUGUGCCCAAAAUGUGGAUCAGCGCCCUGCACCACAGUCACGUGCUACUCACUAAAAACAGAGAGAAGGAUGUUACGCCCCUGUCGAAGGAAGAAUGGGAGAUGACAGAUAUGUUGACAGAAGUUUUCAAUCACGCAAACCCCAAAAUGAAAAGCCGUGAACACUUAAAGUGUGCGCUGGACGCAGUGGAUGAAAUUGAAAAGCAGGCUUUGCUUUCAAACGAUACUAUAGAUGUCAAAAGGGCAAUAGAGAAGGCGCAGGAGUUUAAGACUUUUCAGAAUCUAUGGAAUGAUAUAUCUGUCAAGACGAGGAUGAAGAAGAACCCCCAAGCUGCACAGUUUUGUAUUCUCUACGUCUUUAAGAAUUUUCACUACCAUGUCCUGGGAUACGGCCGAGACGGGAAACUGAUUGAAAACGAAAUCAAGGCCCUCUGGAGCUCCAACAAGUCUUCCGAUGAUGCGGAGCAGUCCAAGGAGAAGGGGAACAAGGCCUUCAAGGAGAACAAGUUUGACCUGGCAGUCAGAUGGUACACACAGGCUAUCAGGAAGGAUCCUCUGAGCCACAUCUUCUUUGGCAACAGAUCUCAAGCAUAUCUCAAAUUAAAAAAGUUCCGGGAGGCUCUCUGUGACGGACUGCGUGCCAUUACACUGGACCAGGACUGGGCAAAGGGUUACUACAGAUACGCUGAAGCUUACUUCGAACUGGGGAUGCUGGACAAGGCUAGAGAAAUAAACCACAUAGGGAGGCAAGCUUGUCAGCGCACCGAGGACAAACUCAACCUGAGACAGAUAGAUGAACAGAGGGAGCGCUUCAAGACAGAGAAACAAAGACUUGGUCAACUUGAUAAAAAUAUUUGGCUCCAAAGGCGUCUGCCCGAUCUUGUUAGUGAUUCCAACGACAGCGAUCUCGAGGAAGAUGGCGUCCCAGGCCUUAUUAGUGAUAGUGAUGACAACUACCCCCCUGUAAAGAGCACCAAGUUGAGACGGAAGCAAGACAGCAGGAAGAAGCUCCUCACCCCCUUCAAGCACACACUGAGGGAAGGCUCCGACGCGCUGGAGAAAGGCCUCGCUGAGGUUGCUAGAAUGGCCUUCGAGAAGGCUCUCGAUACCUACUCCUCUUCUAACUUCCUGCAAAAAGACGUACCAGAGUGUAAAGUGGUUGUUCUGAAGUACGCCUUUGCCAUCAGUGGUGUUGCAACUGGCAAUUAUGCGCACAUCAUGGAGGCCAUUCAUAGGUUUGAAGAAAUCAGUAGCACCUCAACCGUGAAAUUCCCCGCCAGUUACUAUGGGCUUGGCAAGGCUUAUGUCACAUUAAACAGGUAUACAGAGGCAACCGUCAAUCUCAACAGUGGAUUAUCGGCAGUGAAGAACGGAGUCCGGUGUGAUGCCUUUUGUUGGCCGGGGACAGACAAAGUCAUCCCAGAAUCCAAGAAAGAUAAGCUAGAGGCUCUACUUCGGGAGCUGCUCCAGACCUGUAAACGUCCGCCAACUCCAGACGCUGUGUGUCGCCAUGGUAACUGUCAGGAGGACAGAGAUGUUAUAUAUUUCUCAGAUCCAGACUUUAAGGGGUUUGUGCGAGUGAACUGUCAGUCUCUCUGUGUGGUAGAGUUUCACGUAGCCUGCUGGAAGUCUUACAAGGGGAAGGGGUCCGACAAGGAACAACUAGAUAAGUCUUGUCCAACUCCGGACUGUAGUUCUUUUAUACAGAGAAUCUGUCUCUACAGGCAUAACGCAGACCCUAAAGUUUAUACAUCAGACAAACCAUUACAAAAAUCUAAAAAUCAGAAGAAAUUACUGAAGCUCGAACCUUCAAGCCAAGACAAGAUAUCUCGUAAAGCGGAGAAGAAAGCACUGCGGAAGCAGAAGAGGAAGGAAGCUCGGGAAGCCGAGGUGGAGAAACAACAGGAAGAGGAAGAGGAGGAAGACACAACCGAUGCCCUCUCUCUGGCACAGCAAGUUCUUAAAGACGAGUCGGAUCUGAAGCACCUUGCGAAGGCCGACACAGUCCUGUACAAGAAGGAGGAGGCGGAGGAGGCCACUCUGUACAAGGGCAAGCCAAAGUUGAGUAAACCGAAGAAGGAGAAGAAGAAAACUAAACAGGUCCUCAAUGUGGAGGUGAAUUUCUCCGACCGUAGAGAAGACCAGCUGCUUGGGGAACACUCUGUACUGAGUGACACGGAGGACGACAAGUGUGCUCCCAGAAUACCAAGGGCCACAUAUAAUAGUGACAACCCUUUUUCUGUCCCUCCAAGUUUACAUCAAAAGGUUCAGGAUUUUAAUUCGGUUUAUGACCAGUCCAUCAACCCCCAGAACAACAAGCACAACGAAGUGGCCAACAAUCUCUUUGUGUAUUUUGCGGAGCUGCUAGGUGAGCACGGCCCUCUGCAUGUGAACGAUUCUGUGCUGACCAAGGAGCUGGAGGACUUCCCCAUGGAGGCCCGAGAGGUCAUAGACACUUACGGAGGUCUUCGAGGCUUCCUGCAGCAGUCGCUGAAGUUCGGACUUAUAGACAACUAUGUGUGUUUGUUAAAAGACGCUGUGCAUGCUCGGUCGCUGGCCGUGGCCCACAAGACCGAGUAUCCCACCUUGGGCGCUAAACAGACUGUUCCAAGUGAUGUGAAAACUAAACCGCGGGCUGUGAAUAGUGUUGUGUCGUCGGAUGUGAAUAAAGCUUCUAAGAUGUCGCUGAACCCUGCUGCCCAGGAGUUCAAGCCACAGCCUAGUGCUGGUGUGUUUGUGGAACAUUGUGUCAAUAAGGAUCCUUUUGUGAUUAAUGCUAUGAAUUCGUGUGAAGCUGGAUGUGAGAUAGAUAAGCUUGUGAAAACUGUCAGUGCAGCCCCCAGGGUUAAACCAUCCACAUAUAAUUCUCUGGACGACUUUACUCUUCCCUCGCAGCCAAAUAGUAGCAAAAGUGCGGAAAAGACGCUUUUAGAAAACAUGGACGACAUAGACGAUUUUCAGUUGUGUGCCGACGAUUUAGAUGAUGACUUAGAGACUACGAACAAUUUUUGUGAAGCUGAUUGGAGCAGGGAAAGUUGGGAGGGAGGAAGUGACAGUGUGUCGGAAAGUAUUUCUUUGGCAAAGAUUCGUGGUGUGGGUUCUAAAAUCUUGGAUUCAGCUCUUGCACCCAGUAGUGUCAAAUCGGAUGACCUUGACCCUAGCCGUUGCAGUUCAAGGUCAUCUCAUUCUGAGUUAGGUGAAUUUGAACUUGGUUAUCGCACUGUAUCCCCAGCUCUUCAGAGUCAAGGUUUCAAAUCAGCCUAUUCCAGAACCACUGUGCAGAAGGAGGUUUCAAAUGAUGUUUUUUCUUCCAGUUCGUUUCACAAUUCUGACAGCUUGCAUGGAAACCUAGAUUUAUUGGAUACCAAACGCAAAAAUUCAUUGGAUAAAACUAUCAUUCCUCCACGUCCUUUUUUGAGUUCUUCAUCUAAAGAUGCUUUUGGUUCCUUUGACUCCCGACCUAGCAGUUGUGAUAGCCCCCUGACCCAUGGGGGUGGCGACGCAUCAGAGAGCAGUGUGACCAGUAUCUGGGGUAGUAGCCCCACCCCCAUCUACCCCAAAGCCUCCCAGGAUAACGGAUUCAACACAUUCCAGGACAGGCUGACCAAGACGGCCCAACAGUCAGUGUACACCCCCUUCCCCAGCCUCGCGUCUCUUCAGUCCCAGGACAACACCAGCUCAACAUGGUCGCCAGCGGACGGACUCGAGCCUAACACGGCCUCCAGUUUCACAGCUGCAAACACGUCCGAGUCGUAUUCGUUGUUUGGACUGGACAAGAGUUCAGUGUUUUCCCAGGACCACAACUGGCUGAAGCCGAAGUCGUCGGUGGAUGUGCAAGUGCAGACGAUGUACAGCGGCGUGUCGGUGUCGACCAACACGGACCUGGACAUCAACAGCCUGUUCCUCCACUACAAGACGAUGCAGGAGCAGCACACGCAGCUCGUCGCCACACUGCACAAAGCCCAGGAGGAGAAGAUCAGUCUUACGGCAGCCACCAAACAGCUGAUGCUGGAGAAGAUGAAGACAACGCAGGAGCAGCAGAUUUACGUGCAGCAGGUGGAGCUGCUGAAGCAACAGAUGGUGGCCCUCCAACAGCUCAACCACAGCAUGGAAGAGAAGCUGAAGCAGGAGAGGUUGAGAACUGAGGAGUACCUGAAGAAGAAUGUAGACACCAGAGAGACGUUCCAGAAGGAGAAGGCAGAAAUGGUGGCCAGUCUGACAGAGCUGCAGGGUAAAUACAUCUCUCAGAGGGACAGAGCCAUCGCAGCAGAGCAAGAAUACGUCCAGCUGAAGAUGCAGGUUUCCUUACAGAGCUUCAGCGCCGCCAAGAGAGAAGCGACAUUUCACCACCACCACGUCCUCACCUACGUCCGCAAAUUCCAGGAAGACAAACGCGACCUCCCCGCCAAGGUGAAGCAGAUCCUGUCACAUCUCUCAAGCGUAAUCGAGACCUGCGACGCCAGGAUAGCAGACAUUAAGGCUCAGUAUGAGAAGAACGUCCAACUGCUCAAGGAAGGCCAGACUCUUGGUGACCUCCCAGCCUUCACUGUGGCCACGCCCCCAGUUCCCAUGCCACCGGAGAUAGCUGCACUGAUGUCGCAGAUCUUCGGUACAGGUACAGUCAACAGCUCCAAGCUCUCCAUGCGCCUGUCACCAACUGAAUCGGGCAGCAAGUCCCUACAGAUGUUCCAGUCUCCCCCCAACUCCCACUCCGCGAAGGCCAGCAAUGGGGGCACCCCCCAACAGGCCCCGAAGUCUAUUGCCACCACCCUCACCUCCCAGGCAGCGAAGUCCAGCAAUGGCCUCCACAACGGCACUAUGUUACAGCCUAAGCCUAUCCAGCCUCUUGGCUUUGCAGGGGGGAUGCAGGUGGCCCUCGCAAAGCCUGCCCGGGUUCCCAUGACGACCGCCCAGAUCCAUGCCAGCCUCUUGAACAGCCCGUCCCUGCAGCCUCCCACGCUGGCCAAGAUGGUAUCUCCGCAACAAAGCAGGAACAGUUAUGACAAGUUGAUCGCUGCCUUGCAGAGUAUAUUCCCCAACUACAACAAGUCGGAGUUUCUUGGUCUGAUCCGAGAGUUGCGGGAGUCCCGUGGGGGGUCACUGACAGGCAUGGGGUUGGAGGACAUUGUGAAGAACAUCACUGACACAGUGCUGGAGAGAGAGGGCACGCCCCUCAACACACAGACCCCUACUGCUCCACCUCCAGGAUUCAGCAACUCUUGGGGCGUGCACCUCGGCAGCGGCGGCGGCGGCAUUAACAGCAGCAGCUACAAGCAGCUGGACCUGUUCCUAGACGUGGAGGAGAACCCAUGCGCCAUCUGCCACGAGGAGCUGGAGAACCAGGAGACCCGAGACCUGGACUGUGGACACACCUUCCAUGUGGAGUGUAUCCGGACCUGGUUUAAGGAACAAAGCACCUGCCCCAACUGUCGCGUCCACGCCCUGCUGCCAGAUGACUUCCCUACUCUCAAAUAAAGCACUUGGAGCAAACAUAUAUUUUCAUAAUUUUUUUUUAAUUAUUAUUAUUUUAAUUCCUUGAGUGUUUGCUACAGAUGGACACAUACAGAAGCAUUCCUGUGUCUGUAUAACACAUGAACUGACACAGCAUACAGACAUCCUAACACAUACCAACACCGUAUAGUGACAUAGCAUAAUAAGUGAUACAGUCACAAUAUUGUUUGCAUUAUAGUGACAUUUAUGCCGCGAUAUCAUCAGAAUAUAUUUUGCUACCUUCUUUUCUUGCAUAAAUUCUGUUGUGUUUGCAUGUUUGUGUUAAGGUGUGUGUUCAUCAGGUCAAAUGUGAUUAUUUGACAUUGUCAUGCUACAGAAACAUUCACUGGAAGAAGGUGUGGUUGGUCUUGUCCAAUGGAUGCAAUGUCAAUAUUGCUAAAUGUGGUGUCGAACCCUACUCACUCACUCACUGUAUGAAACGGAAAUAAUAACGUUGAAUGAGUUUGUCUGAAAGUGAGUGUUAAAAAUUGGCAUUAAUCCUGUAGUCCUUGCCAAACUGCCCAACAGUUUAUGUAAAAAUUGCUAGUUCUAGGGGUAUGUGUUAUCGUUAUAAGGUCUAGUGGGCUAAAACUGUUACUUUCUAUCGCUGUAAGUUUAUCUUAAGACAGAAUGAAAUUUUUGACGUGUCUGGCUUGAGAUGUGAGAUGUGCAUUAAGAAGGCUCUUAGAAGUGAAUGCAUGUUAUCACAGACUGGCUAUUGAUUCUCUUGGGGAAAACCUGCUGCAUUUGAAGGGUGGCAAAAAAAUGCAAGUUGGCUUGGGAUGGAUCUAUACCAGCAAAGUAUUAAGGAGGGGGUGGUAUAAAGAAUUCCUUUAGUCAAUAACUGUUGGUACUUCCCAUACUUUGUUGUGGUCAAUAGUCUUUAUGCGAAGAUCCUGUUAUGGGACCUACAAUACUCAUACCACAAAGAUACUAUAGUGGGAUUUACAAUAAUAUUAGUACUAAGAUCCUGUUGUGGGACCUACACUAGUAUUAGUACUAAGAUCCUGUUGUUGGACCUACACUAGUAUAAGUACUAAGAUCCUGUUGUUGGACCUACACUAGUAUUAGUACUAAGAUCCUGGUUUGGGACCUACACUAGUAUAAGUACUAAGAUCCUGUUGUUGGUCCUACACUAGUAUAAGUACUAAGAUCCUGUUGUUGGACCUACACUAGUAUAAGUACUAAGAUCCUGGUUUGGGACCUACACUAGUAUUAUUACUAAGAUCCUCAUGUUGGACCUACACUAGUAUUAUUACUAAGAUCCUCAUGUUGGACCUACACUAGUAUUAUUACUAAGAUCCUCAUGUUGGAACUACAAUUAUCACAGCACUAAAGCCCUGUUAUGAAUUGGAGACCGAGAUCAUCAUGAAAAUGAAGAUGUUGACACUUAUCACAAUCCAUGUAAUGUUGACACUUAUCACAGUCCAUGCCAUGUUUACAGCGAGUGAGGGGAGGGGAUGUCACAUGAUCUAUCAAGCUUUGUUAUAUAUAUAUAUACUUGAUGUUAUUACUUGCUGAAUGUCAUACAUCCUUUGAUGGAGUUGAGCCAUGUCCUUCAUUUUUGUCAUCCAUCAUUUAGAUGUACUGAUUUUCUCUUAAUAAAUAUUUGAAUUUCA